AUGACUGGAAGUCAGCGCUCGUCAUCGAGCGGCGGCUUGCACGCAGCACCGACGCCGUCGCCCACCGGCGGACGAAGCUUCAUCGACCAUGCCAAGCUUCGCAUCCUGCUUGCGCCAGUUGGUGGCAUCUCGGAAGCAGACUUUGCCAAGUGGUGCGACUACGUGCGAUCGUUCGAAACCAUUCGGCUUGCCGAUUUGCCCUCGAAUUGCACCGCUCGGCGCAGAGCCGCUGCAAACUCAGCGUCGACCUCGACUGCGAGCAGCUCAUCGUGCGCAGCAUCUCCGAUACUCCAGUCAGGCGAGAUUCAUCUCUCGUUCGUCACAAGCUACGAUCCAGAUCACUCGUUCUUGGCUCCGUUCAACAUGCAUAGACAGGUUCUCGGCGCACUUGGUCUUGCAACUUACUCGAACAAUGCCGUACAAAAGCAACAACUCGACGCAAGUCCAUCGGCGUUAAGAGAGCUCCAUCCUGGAGCGCUGGUACAUCGCGUGUUUGGGUUCGACUCCGGUGCUAAGCGCCCCGAAACGGUGGACUUGAGCUCGAUAAAGAACGUGGUUGCUGCCAAAAUAAAUCAAGGUCAACGCUCCGCGUCACCGCUCGCAAAAGAAUCUGAGAUAGAGCAUUUAGACAACAGCACAAACGAAUCGGCUUCGGCUUCGCAGAACCCGCCGAUGUCGCCAGAUGCGUCGGGCUUUUCAGCACACCGAGGUGGAGGUCUGAUCAUCUUCCCUGCUGUGCGCAAAGAUGGGAAAGACGUACGCUUCUACCUCAAGACGCUGCUCGCCGAACUUGUCGCCAGCAUUCUGGACGGCUUGGAUCAGAUUGUGGCAGGACUCCAAGGAACGCCGUUGGAGACACCGAGAGAAACACUUGACGGCAUCACACCGAACAAACCGUCUAGCUCUUCGUCCUCCGCAUUGGAUUCCACUGCCACUUGGCUCACAAAGACGAGUUUCGCAGCAACCGGAGCGGCGAGUCGUGCCUCGAGCCUGUUUACCGCCUUCAGCAGCAGCACAGGUGGUGACAUUGGCACGAGCAGGUCUACGCCUACUUCUUCAAGACCAUCGAGCGCUGUCGGUGGAGGAUCUCAUCCGUUCGACUUGAGCUCGCCAACGUCGGUCAAUUCAUCGCCCACAUCCGAAAACACUACUCGCACCAAAAUCCUCGCCGCCAAUGCACACAAAAAGAGCGCAAAGCGUGUCACCAGUGCCGCAGCGACCGGUCCAAUAGGCACAGGAAGAUUUGCCAAAGUGAGAGCCGAUUUCCAUCUGCUCUCCGGAAACUUGUGGGAUGCACUGGAAGGAUACUCGACUGCGUUGAAUGCACUUGGCAAAGAGCGUGCGCUCGCAGGCGGUCAAGAUGCAGUUUGGUUUGCUAGCGCCCUCGAGGGCUUCUCCGUCACACGCGUGCUGGUAUCGCGAAUGGGCGGUACGGUGCUCGAAAAGGCGCCAUGCUUUGACCUCCCUUGGUCCGCCGCCGCUGCAAAGGACAAAGACAAGGACAAGGACAAGGACAAGGAUGGAAUCACACGCCCUUACGCCAAGCAGAGUUGGGGUGAGAUCGCCGAGGCUUACACUAUCGCGCUCGUCAUCUACUCAAAGUGCCUAGCUCCGCCCAGUGUCUUGCUGGAGCCGGCCAAGUCAGUUACGAACGACUCACCACGAGACUACACGCAUCCAUUGAUCCAUGCCAGUGCAUGCACGCAGUACGCACGCUUCUUGCUAGCCGUCUGGGCAUCUGCUGGAUGGAACGGCGAAUGCUUUGACCAGCUCGUGUACGGAGGUGUACCGCCAUCGUUGGCCGAGGAAAAGCCAUCGAAUGCCAUGUACCUCGGUUUCACUGCCGCCUCGGGUAUCGCCCGGCACGAGAUCGCGGCAGCUGCUUCUUCAGCACUUUCUCACUCAAUCAUCGCUCUCAAGUCUACAGAUCAGAUAGCGCUGCUCAGCACGCUCACUUCGAUCUUUGGCUGCAUUGGCUUUUCAAGAAGAGAAGCGCAUCUGCUGCGACACUUGCAGUCGACCAUCGUGUGCAUGCUGGAGAAAGCCAAACGCGUCAACUCACGCGCGCCAACCACGGCUUCGUUGCCGAUUCUACAGCACGAGCAUUUUGGAAAGCAGAACGACGAGCUUUUAGGUGACAUUGUCGCACAGACCACGUACGACUCGCUUGGAAGAGGGCCGGAGGCAGUGCUGGUGCUGGCGAUGCAGGUCUGCGAAACAUACGGUAUUCAUGUCGAAGUGGAUCCAUUGAGAAACAUUCCAUCAUACCAUAUACUGUCGAGGGCGUCAGAAGGCUUGCGUAGCGCCUACACUUCGCCCGCUUUAGAUGCAUCGGAAGAAUGGAGGUCGUCCGGGCAUCGUGCUCCGGCUGCUGCAGCUAAUGGAGAUGUAGUGCUGAUGACGCCGCUUGAGAUAGCCAACGAAGCAGCGUUUGGCUGGAAGGAACAGCAAAUUGCACUGCUCAAGGAAACCAUCGCGAUUGCCGAACUCCUCGCUGAUUACGUUGGAAUGGCGUUCUUCGGCGCGAUCUUGCUGCGUGAUUUCCACACGCUGCUCGAUGCACACGAGCAGAGAGAUCUCAUGGUGGGCAUGCAGCGAGCUGUACAGGCGGCGCGCUGGGCGGGUGCUCAAGAUCUCGCACUCAAGUACUGGGGCCCUGCCGAACCGUUGUGCAGUCUCGAACUUCUACCGCCAACGCCAGAACGCAUGCCACACGAGCGGAACGCGAAGCAGUUGUUCGCAGACCGCACCGAAGCAGCUGCUGGUGACCAGGGCGUGGCAGGUCUCAACAAUCCAUUUUUCUGGAAUCCGAACCGAUCAUCGGCGAGUAAAGCCAAGACGAUCGGCGUGCAGAAGGAGCGGAUCUACGUCAUGGCAACUCUGCAGAAUCCGUUCGCUGUCGAGCUGCACAUCGAUAGCGUCAAGCUGGUGGGCGAAGGAGCCGAGUUUGUGGCUCAAGAAGCCGAGAGCAUCUCGAUCGCGCCUCGUUGCUUUCAAACCGUCCGGCUCUGCGGCAUCGCGCACACUACCGGAACGGUGGUGCUCAGAGGUAUCUCGCUUACGCUUGCUGGUGGGUGUACGGAGGAACAGACGUUUCUACUGCCCAUCUUUGACCAAGAAAACGUCAAGUAUCGACGCAAGCAGGCUGCUGAACAAGACGAUCGGGCGACGCGCUUAAAAGUGUCGGGUCUGGAUGCACGCGCUUCUGUGAUCAAGCAAAGGGCAGGCGCUGGAACGACCGAAGCGAAGCAGACAGUCGGCAGGUGGAUGCAAGUGACUGUCGUCGAAGCGCAGCCUAUUCUGGCGGCGUACUGCAACGACCUGAUCCCGCUUGGCGGACUCGACCUCUUUGAAGGCGAGUCUCGCAUCAUCCAUGUCGAGCUACACAACCUUUGCACUUGGCUCGAUGUCAACUUGGUGCACGUCACUUUUAACGACAAUGUCAGCGAUGCGAGCAAACAUGCGCUGACAGAAGGAGAACUGAUGCCUCAAGACGUGUACGAGAUCGAGUGGGAUCUAGUACACCAACCGGUCUUGUCACGCACCGAGGCAGCGUCGACGUCUUGGGUACAUAUUGAGCCUGGAGCGACUAGCACGAUUGCGAUUCGAGUUCGGGGCAAGAUCGGAUGUACGCGCGCGGUGGUGGCGAUCGAAUACGGCCAUGUAGAGCGCGAUCGUGCGCAGUCGACGUUCUGGGUGAGACGUCUGGAAAUACCGGUGAGGAUGAGCGUUCAUCCGGUGCUAGUGUGUACGCGGCUCACAGUGGCGCCGUUGGGAGCGGACGAAGCGACACGCCUGACCACAGAGUGUGUGCGAUCCGCCGAUGCGAUCGCGGCGAAUCUUGUGACGCUUGUCGAUCGAACGCACGCAGAUGCGCGCGCCACGGUGGAUAAGUCGGCCAGAGACGGACAAACAGCCGUAGACGAGUUGGUGGAUGCGGUGCAAACACUUGUGCAAACGCAAGAAAACGAGUUGGAAUGCAGCUUGCUGAGUUUGCACUUGAGCAACGUGCAUCGCGAGGAUGUCUUGCUCCGUUUGGCGGUGGACACACAUCAAGGGGAGCCGCUUCGCAUCUACCGCAUCUUGCGUGCUGGUAGCAGUACACGCAUUCUGGUACCUCAACCACGGCUGGACUUGGAUCCAGGAACGGGACAUGCUUUCGGUGUCUGCACGCACACCGAGCAUGCAAGCGAGACUGUGAGUGGCCGCGAUGGCAUGUUCUUACCGAUCCCAUCCAUCUGGAGGGAAAGUGCGACGCGCCAAUUUAUCGUGUCCAAGAUCCAGUUGGACGAACAGGAGGACAGGCAGGUACGAAAGAACUUCUGGUACAGACAGGCUCUGCUGGGUGGGUUGAGCGCCACGUGGAUUGUGCUACCUUGUAUGUAUACUGGUACUGCCUGCGUUGGCGGCGACUGGGCUGACGAAGCUGUACACGACGCGGUGCGGUUCGGAACUGUGCCUCUUCGAGGCAUAGUAUCCGGUGGAGGGUUGGUGCUCGAUGAGUCGUCUCUCGCAAACCUUGCCAAAGACGCGGUGAAAGUCGACGUUUCGCUGCGCGCUGGGGUCGACUGCAUCCGUGCAGAAUCCUUCACGCUCGUCUCGGUCACCAUCACCAAUCGGCUAGCCAGACGCAUCGACCCAAUCGUACGUCUCAUUGCGACCGCUCCCACCACGACCACGGACGCGUCACUGCUGGAUAACGUCAUCAUCUCGGACGGAACAUGGACUGCUUCCCCACGCUCGCGUACGUUGCCGCAUCGAGGCUCACACUCCACCUACACUUGGAACGUCACCUUCCUCUCACCAGGCAAGUACGCUUUCUUGGUCGUCGUCCAGGAAGCCUCGGCUUCCGCACUCGCCGACAAGCCCGACAGGCUGGCUUUUGUUUCUUCGCCAUAUCCUGUCGACGUCCUUCCCUCGGCAUAG
Molecule: messenger RNA, 4926 nt
Organism: Mycosarcoma maydis (corn smut)
Lineage: Eukaryota; Fungi; Basidiomycota; Ustilaginomycetes; Ustilaginales
Exons: 1
Coding region: 1-4926 (1641 amino acids)
Cellular component (GO): trans-Golgi network
Source: RefSeq, a predicted model, not a curated record